This is a messenger RNA of Parastagonospora nodorum SN15, 903 nucleotides long. RefSeq lists its product as hypothetical. Lineage: Eukaryota; Fungi; Ascomycota; Dothideomycetes; Pleosporales; Phaeosphaeriaceae. The record is from RefSeq and is a predicted model, not a curated record. The transcript has 5 exons. The coding region runs from base 1 to 903 and encodes 300 amino acids.
AUGGCCGUCAUCGAAGAUAUCCCCGGUCUGACAGUUAAGGUCAUCGCAAACGGUGCGCCGCUUGAUGAGUAUAGCGAUGCAGAUGCCGACGACCAUCCCAAGCAGGCCACGAAUUACAUAGAAGUGCAUUCCGAGGGCACUUUCGAGAUCCUGAUCCAAUUCUUCGAGGGUUUUGUCGCCACCUAUGGCGUUCGAGUCGAGAUCCGGCUUGACGGCACCAAGGUCAGUUCGUCCUUGACUCGCCUGAGCAAGCUCAAGGAGGCAGGAGGUCACAAGACUUCAGGUGUCCGCUCCAAGAUUGGUGGUAGAUGGCACGAGUCAAACUUUGUGUUCUCUCCUUUCGUCUUGGUAUCGAUGCUCAUUGUGCCCAUCUUAGACCAGCGCAACAACCGAGAGCUCGAUCAGGUUACUGCAGACAGACUGAGCAAGGCUGGUACCAUUACGGUUCUGAUUCAUCGCAUCAAGAACAUGAGGUGGCCUCGUGCCAGGGCUUCGAAAGUCGAGGCAUCUGACAUUGCUCAUGGUGUCGCAAAAUUCGGCGUCAUGCCAGCAAACAAGUCUUCACUCGCUAAAGAUGCCAGUGUCGGCGCACCUCAGCAGAAGAGGUCUAGGAAGUCGUAUCAUUAUGACAGCGUGGACGGAAAGGAGGAUGGAGACGCAUUUGCCGUCUUUCAAUUCAAGUACCGCUCGCUCGCUCCCCAUGUCAACAAUCACGACAGUCUGAGCUGUGAGGAGCUCGUCGCCAUAGUCGGCAGCUAUCGCGGUCAUUUCCGCGGUCUUGACGGUCUCAAUGAGAAGGAGCUCCUGUCUCUUCUCCAGCAUCAUAGGAAUAUGGACAGCAUGCAAGGUACCAAGCGCAAAGCAUAUGACGAUGUCGAGAUGGGUGGAGCGCAGAAGAAGUAG